Messenger RNA from Cordyceps fumosorosea ARSEF 2679, 906 nucleotides. RefSeq names its product NAD(P)-binding domain protein. Bases 1 to 906 code for a protein of 301 amino acids. NCBI's taxonomy places the organism in Eukaryota, Fungi, Ascomycota, Sordariomycetes, Hypocreales, Cordycipitaceae. Gene Ontology annotation, molecular function: oxidoreductase activity, acting on the CH-OH group of donors, NAD or NADP as acceptor. The record is from RefSeq and is a predicted model, not a curated record. The transcript has a single exon.
AUGUCAGUGCCUCGAUCCGAGCUGAUUCAUCGGAGCAUCCCGUCGAUGGAGCUCAGCUCCGGCUCCGGCACCUCCAAGACCGCCGUCCCCUCGCCCGUCCCUGCCAGCCUGUCGCCCACUGACCGCGCCCUCGCCCGCUUCGCUGUGACCGGCAACGCGCUCGUCGCUGGCGGCGCCGGCGACAUCGGCCUCGCCGCGUGCCGCGCGCUCCUCGAGCACGGCCUCUCGGGCCUCGCCAUCCUUGACCUCUCCUCUUCUGCCGGCGACGCUGCUGUUGCUUCCCUGCGCGCCGGCUUCCCCUCCGCCACCAUCACCUUUCACCGCGUCGACGUCACCUCCGCCUCCGAGGUCGCCGCCGCCAUCUCCGCCGCCGAGGACCGGCUCGGCGGCGCCAUCACCACCUGCUGCAUCUUCGCCGGCAUCGUCGGCUCCGCCCACGCCCUGAACUUGGAGCCUCCACAGUUCCGCACCAUGCUCGACGUCAACGCGACCGGCACCUUUCUCGUCGCGCAGGCGGCGGCGCGCGCGAUGGUGGCGCGGGGCGUGACGGGCAGCGUGGUGCUGACGGCGAGCAUCUCGGGGGCGCACCUGGUCAACUUCCCGCAGCCGCAGGCGCACUACAACGCGGCCAAGGCGGCGGUGCUGGCGCUCAAGAGCUCGCUGGCGGCGGAGUGGGCGCGGCACGGGAUCCGGGUGAACAGCGUGAGUCCGGGGUACGUGGACACGGUGCUGAACGAGGGCGAGGGGCUGGAGGCGCACAGGAGGGAGUGGGCGAGGCGGACGCCGUGGGGGAGGAUGGGCGUGUCGGAGGAGGUGACGGGCGCGGUGGUGCUGCUGGCGAGUCGGGCGGGGAGUUAUAUGACGGGGGCGGAUAUCCUAGUUGACGGAGGGAUUUCGGUUUUUUGA